GCCAAGGCAAGUUUGUGUUUCAUUGUAGGCUAGACAACUAACUGACCAUGGCUACUGAAGAAAGUUCCUUAGUGACAGAACAGACUGAGUCCAAAGUCCUGCCUGACUCUACCUACCCUCCAUGUGAUGAUGCAACAGUAUGUAACAAAGAUGAAAUGAAACGAGAUUGUGCCAGACAGGAAGAGGCGGGCGCAACUCUCUGCCAGCACUUCCUGCGAGGCAGGUGCCACUUUGGAGACAGGUGUCACCACUCUCACAGCAUGCCUUCUUCUGACACUGUUGACAUGCCCGAGGAAGACCUGGAAUGUUGGGAUGACUCAGAGAAAGAGAAGAACAAAAAGAAGAGGAAAAAAAUAUCUAAGUCACAAAAGAAACUGACAGAGUCAGAGAACACUGAGCCAGAAAAGAAGCCUCGAAUGCGCACAGCUGAUGAUGUUAUCAACAGAAUCCGCUGGGACUCAGCGAUAAACUCUGCUGAUUUCGUGGUGGGCCACAUAGACCGCUUCCUUGGAGUGCUAGAAAGGCCGUUUGAUGAGUUUGCGUGGGACACAUCUGUGUCAGACUGCGACUACUCCGAGGAGCUGGCCCUCCCCAGACACAGGAUCCAGUACUUCACCUACCGGGGGCAGCGUGUGUGGGAUCGAGAUAACAGGACUGACCGAGUCUUUGGCUCAACAGGACAAACUGUAAUGCCCCCUUUUGGUGGUGAAGCCCAACAACAAGCAGAAGAUAUGAGACAACAAGCCGAAAACAAUCUGGAUGCAGCAACAACUGAAGAACAACAACAGAUGUCACACAGGGAACAUGAAGAGAGUAGUGAAAAUACCACAGAAUCGUCAACGAUGGAACAGGAGCACACAAGAACCAGAGAUGACAGCAUAUGUGGGCCAGAUUUAGAAGUGAGCCCUUUUAAAGAUCCAGGUGGUACUUCAGGAGGCAACCACCAAACAGGAAAUGGAAUCUCCUCAGAUGAACCAGAGUCUGGUGAGGAUCACACCUUAUUACAGCAGCUGUCAAUCUCCCAGAAAGACAGCGGCAUUAAAGGUGACGCAGAGGAAGAAUGGAAAGGUGACUGGGAUGGAGAAGAAGGGAAAGAGCACCUGCAAUGGGAUGGUGUAACCCCACAACCUCCUAUCAGGCAGACAAAGAAAACCAUUCAGGUCGGUCCACCCAGAGUAGCCCCAGGUCCUCAGGAGCCGAGUCCAGAGCUCCAGGUGCCAAAGCCAGUGUCCCAGCCACCGAAACCUGGGCGGGUGAAAUGCAGACCCACUCACUUCAUCACCUUUCGGGUUGACUCCCCCGCUGUCCUCCACGCCUUCCAACGCCUUCAGGCCAAGGUGCUGGCCCACCUGCCCCAGUCGGAACGUCACUGGCACAGCCCUGCGAAGCUCCACGUCACCCUGUCCCUGCUGGUUCUCCCCGGACCAGCUGAAGUGUGUGCAGCGGCCGAGCUGCUCCGGACCGUCGUGAGGACGCUCCGCAAACCGCCCAUAUCUGUCACUUUCACUCCAAAGCUGAAACACUUUGCUGGGAAGGUUCUGCACUUAGUUCCCCAGCCUCUGUCUGACAUCCAGACCCUGAACGCGCCCAUUCAGAAGGCAUUCAGACAGGAAGGCUGGUUGCAUCGUGAUUCCCGAUGCCCCAACUAUCAUAUGACCCUUGCUAAGGCAGAAGAUGAUCGACCAUUUGAGAAUGUGGGGGUAAUCAAGCUGGGGAAGGACAUCAACUUUGGGAAGUUGGAGGUACGGAAGCUUUACCUUUGCAGCGUUAAGUCACCUGAGACAGAGAAUGGAUUCUAUGAAACAGUCUGUGCAGUUACCUUCCCGGAAAUAUAACAAUGUAACAAAGUAUGAUAGGUUAAGACACUCCGUCCUAAGAAGAAAUAAGAAUGACCGCACAUCUGAUUAUCUGCAGUUCGUGGCAUCAACUUUAUGGUUAUGGUUAUUUGGUUAUUUAUCUGUGGUGUACAUGUAAUUAUCUGGUGGGAAAUCACUUUGGCCAUAACCGUCAGAGGUGGGAAAAUCCAGUUUCAGUGAGUAAAAGUUCUACCACAUACAGUAUCAGUGCCAACCAUUAAUGUAAUCCAGCUGAUUCUAAUUAGCACAACUCUUCAGCUAGAGCAGCUAAUUGAUGAGAUCACCUGUGCUAAGUGCACAGGUAGAACCAAAACAUGAUCGGACUAUUACCCACUGAAACUGGAUUAUUCCACCUCUGAUAUCCGUUGAGACCAGUAAUGUAGAAAGGCAUGUUAAAAUCUCUUUUUUUUCAGAUAUCUCUAUGAAACACAAGUAAAUAUUUAAAGUCACUUUGCAUAAUUGUAUACAUUUAUAAUCUUUCGGAACUGCCCAUAGGUUUUGAUAGUAAAAUAUGUAUGACAUGAAAUGGUAUGAAUCUACAACGAGGCAUUUCAAAUGUGUUUUACUGGCAUUAAAGUUAAGCCCCUUUACAAGUCA
Molecule: messenger RNA, 2453 nt
Organism: Sardina pilchardus (European sardine)
Lineage: Eukaryota; Metazoa; Chordata; Actinopteri; Clupeiformes; Clupeidae
Gene: leng9
Product: leukocyte receptor cluster (LRC) member 9
Exons: 7
Coding region: 48-1835 (595 amino acids)
Molecular function (GO): metal ion binding
Source: RefSeq, a predicted model, not a curated record